UUGCAGCGAAAGCUAAAAACUUCUAUUUCUGAUUUCCUUGUAAGGUCAUACGAAUACGAAGAUCUAAUUCUCGUUCGAUUUUCUGCUCGACUCUCCACUGUUCCGUUGUCAAGGAUUUUUCUUCGAAACUUAUUAAAUGGUUCUUCUGAUCGGAUCUUCUACACAAAUCUUCGCGGAUCUCUAGAAGGGUAAUUCUCUUUUUGUGGUUCAUUUGAAGAUCUUCUUCAUGUUAUUGACGACCAUCAGCUUGGAAAUCACUGAAAAAAUUCAAACUCUAAGUCGGAGCAAUGUUGCCGAAUAGGUUUUCGAUUUUUGGAAGCGGGAGAUCAAACAAUGCCGGCAAUCUCAAGAGCAGACUCGAGCCAACGCUAAAAUUAGAGACGGAUAAGAAUGUGUAUAGACCUGGUGACUCCAUUUUUAUCACUAUUGAGAUCGGCAACCCCAGCAGCAAUAGCGGUGACGAGAAUUUCGCUUCUUCACUUUUGAUUGAAAAGCUCGGCUUUGAAAUUAAAGGGAUUGAAAAGUUGGAUACUCAGUGGUUCGCCACUCAAAAACCAUUGCCUGGAUCGAAGCAUAGGAGAGGUGAACAUGUUUUUAUGGACUGCUCAACACCAUGCGUAGUUGCUAACCACAUUUUGUCCUCGGGUGCCACUAAAACAUAUGUGGUGCGGACUGUCUUGCCUAGCAUUAUACCACCAUCUUACAGGGGUGCUACCAUCCGUUAUCUGUACUAUGUCAAGAGUAUCUUAUCUGGUCAAUGGCUGAUACUGGAGAAUGGCAACUCCGAUCGGGAGUCAAUGGAAGAACUCACUGAACUGGAAGUUCGUGUUCCGCUACAGAUAUGGGUCACUCAGAAAAGCAAUGGCUUGCUUAUGGAAGAGACACAAACUGAUGGGAUUGUUCCUACAACAACCAUCCAGUUGGAUAUAUUUUGGAAAGAAAUGGAUGGAGACUCUGAAUGGACUAGAGCAAAUGAUGUAUAUGAUGGAGUCGAGGAAGGGUAUGAGAGCUCAAGAGAUGAGAUUUCAUCUGUCUCUUCAUAUAAUCCUAAUAGAGAAAGUAUGUACAAAGCCUUUGGAAGUUCGCUAUCCUUGCAAUCAUCUAUGGCGAGGUCUUCAAGUAAGGAUGCUCAAUUUUUUGAAGGAGAGCGUGCAAGUUUAUCUUUGAAUCUCCCCCGUCUAUCAGUGGCUGAGGUGUUAUAUGAUUAUAGUGCAGAUGUCUUGUUGCCUAACAAGUCAACAGCCAUCAUUUCUCCAAGCCAGCAGCAGAAAGUUAGAACGCCCUUUUCUGCAGAUGACUCUACAACAGUAUCCUCUGCUCCCGGGUCAGGAUCCAUGAAACCUGCAGCAUCAGAAGGCUUCAUUCGAGGAAGUUCUUACAAUAUCAGGAUGGAUGAUCAAGUUUUGCUUAGAUUCUCCCCUAAAAAUUCUGAUUCAACGUAUUACUUCAGUGAUAUGAUAGGGGGAACUCUUACAUUUUUUCAUGAAGAAGGAGCUAGGAGAUGCCUUGAGGUUUCGAUAACUCUGGAAACUUCGGAGACUAUAAAUCGGCGCUUUGUUCAUCCUUCUCGGAGAAAUUCCCCAACCAUUACUAAGAUUCAGAGUGAUCAUCAUGAAGUUGUUGCGGAUUUGGUGCAGACAAGCUUUCUUUUUUCCAUUCCCAUGGAUGGGCCAAUGUCUUUUUCCACUCCUCAUGUCUCUGUGCAAUGGGCUUUACGAUUUGAAUUUUUUUCUACUCCGAAGAAUGUUGACUUGACAAGAUAUGAACAUCCUCUUCUGAUAGAAGGCAGGGACAAAAGCGAGUGGAUUCUUCCUCUAACCGUGCAUGCACCUCCACCUGCUACUCCAGCUGUUCGCAACCGAAAUGAGAAGCCUUUUUCUGUGGAACCCUUGUGGGUUCAUAGCUGACAGGAAAGUUGUUAAUCUUGCCAAACUUCGCUUGCCAACUAUGGGCUUUGGUUGUCUUCACCCCCCCCCCCCCCCCCCCCCCCUCCCCCCCUUCACACAAAAUUGUGAUGCUCCAGGUUCUAAUCUAGGUUUUCAAGAACUUGAUUUAAGACAUGAAGUUUAGCAUCCUGGGGCACACAACAGUCAGGUAAGAACUAAGAAACCUUUUGUUGAUGGUAAGGCCCCCAAUUUACCGCAACCUUUUGUGGACUCACCAGUAGGAUAUGGAGACAGGCAGGCGGGUAAAUCGGUAAACUGGAAAACCCUUGUAACAUAAGAGUAGUCGGUUUGAAUAGUCUUACCUAACCGAUUAUGGCUCCUUUGAGCCAAUUUUGUGCAAGCUUAUGAUUUUGAGCUUGUUCUUUUUAACAGUGAGUUUUUAAGUGGAAAAUUCUUUAGGUGACAAAUGGAGCAUCUGUAAAUUUUGCGCU
Tripterygium wilfordii is the source of this 2377-nucleotide messenger RNA. RefSeq lists its product as uncharacterized. The record is from RefSeq and is a predicted model, not a curated record. Gene Ontology annotation, cellular component: Ric1-Rgp1 guanyl-nucleotide exchange factor complex; Golgi membrane. Bases 288 to 1907 code for a protein of 539 amino acids. Gene Ontology annotation, biological process: retrograde transport, endosome to Golgi. The transcript has 13 exons. NCBI's taxonomy places the organism in Eukaryota, Viridiplantae, Streptophyta, Magnoliopsida, Celastrales, Celastraceae.